Molecule: messenger RNA, 2496 nt
Organism: Aspergillus melleus
Lineage: Eukaryota; Fungi; Ascomycota; Eurotiomycetes; Eurotiales; Aspergillaceae
Product: Zn(II)2Cys6 transcription factor
Exons: 9
Coding region: 1-2496 (831 amino acids)
Biological process (GO): DNA-templated transcription; regulation of DNA-templated transcription
Molecular function (GO): DNA-binding transcription factor activity, RNA polymerase II-specific; DNA binding; zinc ion binding
Source: RefSeq, a predicted model, not a curated record
AUGCAGAGUUAUUCGUUCACAACUCCGACGGGACCUCCAAGGGAGGGCCAUAAGAAUUACGUAUUCGUGGACGAGCACAACAGACACAAAAGACUCAAGGUGAUGCGAGCCUGCAAUGGCUGCAGAAAACGAAAGAUCAAGUGUGAUGCUGCGACAACAAACACAUGGCCCUGCUCGGCAUGCACUCGCCUUAAAUUAGUAUGCGUGCCCCCUACGAUUGGACAGGACAGUGACUUCUCCGCGGAACCAAAUGUCGAGGCCGGCCCUGCGGGUUCUCUGGGCACACAUGAUGCACCCGAACCGUCGCUAUCAUCGUUUUCUAUGCCUCAAACUUCAAGAGACAAUAGCCGGCCUUCUGUGGGAGCCAUUCAGCCGUACGCAGAUGCGAUUGGGGUGUUUCCGCAGUAUUCUCAUUCGACUCCGCAGCACCCUGGAGUGUAUGAGGUACAGUCACCGCACGUUACUCUACCAGCCCACUCCUAUCAGCAACCGCAGAUGUUCUCUGCGUCUCAGGCGGUAGACGGUAGCAUUUUCGGGGAGUCUGAGUCGACUGCUGAAGGCCUCAGUGAGGUCCUUGGGGAGCUUAGAAUAGACGAGACCGGCAUUGCUCCUUAUAUCAGGCAACAGAGGAGAGAGGGAGUUGAACCGGAAGUUUCAUCACAAGAUGAAGCUGAGGGGACACUUCCUCCCCUUAAUACUGGCGCGGGCUCGACAAUCCGAAUCCCUCCAGAACUCAUGCCGGCCGAUGACGAGAUUAUGAAAUUUUUUAAGAUUUAUUUUGAUGAUAUACACCCUUAUGUGCCCGUGAUUCAUCGCUCUCACCUUUACUAUCAGUGGCAACACGAACGUCACCUGAUCUCUCCUCUCCUUCUGGAAGCACUACUGGCAUGUUCAGGGAGGUUAUCAGAUGAUCCUGCUCAGGGUGCUCAGUGGCUUGCAUUGGCGAACAGGCACGAAUCAAGCUUUAUGGAUGUGCCUCGCCUGAGUACGAUACAGGCGCUACUACUUCUUCUAAAGGCAAGGGAGUCGCUACCGAAGAAAGGUUAUUACUAUCGCUCCUGGCAAACGGUGAAAACUAUCGUUUCGAUGUCCAAAGAUUUGGAUAUUCAUGAACACUACAACACGCAUGCAGAGAAUCAGUCGUGUGAUUUAAGUCCAAUGGAAUGUUUGGUGCAGACGAGGGUGUGGCAAGCACUUCUAGUUGUCGAGGUCAUGAUCGGCGCGCCGCAAGGUCGCUCUGAUUAUGGUGUGGAUCCCAAUACCGUCAAUAUGAAUCCGGAGCUGAAUAGCAAAGACCUUGAUCCAUUUGAGAACGACAGAUCAAGGCAGUACGCCUAUUUCGUUCAAAAUGCCCGUCACAUUCGUAUCAUUACCGACAUAUAUCACAAAAUCAAAAGACAAAAAGACUGGGGGGCAAACCCAAAGUUUGUCGAGAAAAAUCCCUUGUUUACUGAUUGGCUGCAAAGUCUACCUCCUGAUCUACAAGUGAACUAUCCCGCCGACGGGUCGCCUCCUUGGAUACCUUCUCACUUUGUGGGCAAUAUGCACUCGCACUGUCAUCUAGGAAUUAUCUUGUUGCACCGUCCCCAGCUGCUCGCUUCCAAGUCUUUUGCAGCUGGCGGAGGCGGAAAACUCCACAUGGCUCUGUGUUAUGCCUCGGCAAAGUAUAUCUGUAGACUUCAGGAAGCAAUUCUGGACCGGUGUGGUCUGUCUGGUCUCCUUUUCAUGCAAAGGGGUAUCAAUUUUGCAAUAUACUGCAUACUGACGUGCACAAUGUUGCAUUUGGUUGCCAUAACGUCCCCUGAUCCCAGCUUCCACACAGACGCGCGGGAUUACUUCACAAGACACAUGCGUAUACUUGAACGGUGCUCUGCGGCUUGGCCAAUGCCAGAAAUACAGGCUCAGAUCGAUUCGUUGCGUCUUGCUUUUUCCGCCGACAUACACCGUCCCUUCGAUCUCAAAUCCACAUUUCCUUAUGGGAGUCCCUCGGAGCCGUACCAUCCAAGCCCGCCGCUUGAUGCACAUUAUCCCCCCCAGUUGAAUAAUGUCUCUGGCGGUGUUUCAAACAGAUCCGACUCCUCUCAGCUUCAAUCUCUAGGGAUGAUACCCUCUCAUACGAUUCCUGGCCAUUCGAUGGACGUUCCACUGGUCGACGAAAACAGCUGGGACCCCACGCGCAUCAUAAACCAAUGGGACAUGGCGUUCUCUAUGGGAUCAUCCUCGGUAAAUACGAAUUCGCCGCCAAUGCCUUCGCAGCGCGUACCAAGUACGUUGGCGGGCCAGUACCCUGUUCAGUAUGGGCAACCAGCAAAAAUACCAUCAGUUCCACAGGCGCAAGCCUUGUCGCAGCCUCACUUCAGCGGACAGCCAAUCGUAUUCACAGCACGCGAUUGGCAGCAAAGUGUUGCCAGCGUGUUCGACCCCAACGGGCUUAAGCGGCGUUGGAACUACUCGGUCGACCUUGGAGCAGAACAUAGUUCGAAGCGUCAGCGUUGA